Molecule: messenger RNA, 2921 nt
Organism: Planococcus citri (citrus mealybug)
Lineage: Eukaryota; Metazoa; Arthropoda; Insecta; Hemiptera; Pseudococcidae
Exons: 14
Coding region: 1552-2592 (346 amino acids)
Biological process (GO): purine ribonucleoside salvage; purine nucleobase metabolic process
Cellular component (GO): cytosol; nucleus
Molecular function (GO): adenosine kinase activity
Source: RefSeq, a predicted model, not a curated record
AUUUCCCAGCAAUUGUUUAAAAAAAUUCGAUCACAUGGUCAUAAUGCGAAGACUCACCGCUGAUGCUGAAUCUUCGAAAUCACUACGUAAUAACACAACACGAAAUGUACAACUGAUGGAAGAGAAAACUUUGUAUUUUGAAGGGAAAAAUUCUUUCUAUGUAAGUGUUUAUUCAUGGUGUUGCAAUUUCAAUCACUUGCUGUUGAGCAAACUCAGUGUUUUUCUAAAGAUGGAGUCAGCUGAGUAUAUCUAAACAAAAAAAGUACCCAAUAAAUUUAUGUAUAUGUUUUUGCUGUUUCAUUACUCAUUAUAGGAUUUUUCUUCGUUUUUUCUUUCUUUCCUUAUGAUUUAGUGAUUAAAUUUAAUAAAAUUACUCAGAACUCAUCAUUUAUUGCUUGCGAUUGGAUCAACGAUGUAAAUUUGUACAAGUCCAAAAUUGGUGAUAAGGAUGGCUGAUUGUUUGGGUACGGGUCGGGGUCUAUGGUCGAGCGGAUUUUUUUCCUACGAAUUCGAAUGAAGAUUGGUAAACUUGGCUGUAACUUUGACGGUAUGACGUUGAGUCAUCGUUCGUGAUCAUGGUCAAGCUGUUGCUUGCUCAAAAUGCUGAAGUAAAUUUCCUUGCAAAGUUGCAAACGUAUUCCGGUAUUCUGGAAAAGAAGAUCUUACUUUAUUAUCGUUACUAAUAUUCGUUAUAGUUAUUGCCUUUCAGGCGUAUAUCGUCACCUAUGUAAACACAUUUCCGGUGCAUUUUAUUAUCCUGCUCUGCAUCCCUUCGAAGAUGAGUCGAUAUACAAGCGUUGAAAAGCAAUCGAUCUUUCCAUCUUACGAAUUUCAAUCGAAGUUGAAUCCGAAAAUCUUGUGAAUUGUGAAUGAUUAGUAACUAUAUGUUGGAACUGGAAGUUAUCGAGCGGUUAGUUUUAGUCACGGAAUCGAAGUCCAACGAAGCAUUUUCCACCGUAUGCCUCGAAAGUGAUAUUUGAAGUUCGUAUUGCAUCGAAGAAUGGAAAGUUAGUUUUCAAGAAAUUGAUCUAUGUGAAGCUGUGUACCUACUAGAUUUCAUCCCAACUGAUCGUCAUGUCAUAUGAACAUCGUUAUCCAUUCGAAGAUGAUGUUACACGCUAGACAGAUCCGGCUUGGAAUUCAAAUUUCGGAAUAUAUGAAUGAAGAAACUGAUCUAAAUGAUUUAAUCGUUGUUGAGCGUUUACCACCCUGACAGAUUUUCGUUCCGGUCUGUUGAAUUGAUUUAUUAUAUAAUCGUGGACAAUUUCAAAGUCAGCUAAUAAUGACGCGGAACAUGCUGCUAUCUAUGAUGAAUUUCAAUUUUUCUUUGAAAUUUUCAACCAAGCUGAUUAAAAGCAGAACAGAAUUUUACAUCGAUGGAACGAUGGAUACUGCUGCCCUCUUUAAUAAACAGCUGCUCUUGACAGAACUGCCUCGAAUUUCACCAUAUCGUACUUUGACCCCGGAGAUGUUGGAAAUAUCGAAACAGCGCUUUGAAGAACCAAUCCUCCAAAACAGUGUUGCCAGUUGUGGUGAAUACCUACUCGGAAUAUGCAGAAUUCAAGACCUGGUAUGUUGCUAUGUAUGGGAAACCCCCUGCUAGAUAUUUCAGCCCAAGCUGACGAUCAGUUCCUGAAAAAAUACGACUUACUGCCAAACAACGCUAUUCUAGCAGAUGCCAAACACGAACCUCUGUACGAAGACUUGAUUAAAAAUCACAAAGCCGAAUUUACAGCCGGCGGAGCAGCUCUCAAUACAGCUCGAAUAGCUCAAAUUAUCCUCAAAACAGUGAAUGUGGUUGUUUACAUGGGUUGCAUAAGUGACGACGAAUAUGGUAAAAUAUUAGAAGAAAAAGCUAGAUCAGAUGGUGUCGAUACGAGAUUUCAAUAUACCCACGAGAAACCUACCGGAACCAGCGCUGUGAUCAUUUCGAAAGAUGGAAAAUCUAGAUCAAUAGUGGCCAAUCUGUCAGCUUCCCAGAUGUUCACAAUCAAGCAUAUAGAGACGCCAGAGAAUAAGAAAGUUAUCGAAAAUGCUCAGUAUUUUUACAUCACUGGUUAUUUCAUCUGUGUAAGUCCUGAUACCGCGCUGAGUGUGGCUAUGGAAGCUUUGAAAAAUAAAAAAGUAUCUGUGUUGAAUUUAAGUGCUCCUUAUGUAUGCGAAUUUUAUCACGAAAGUCUGACUAAGUUGUUACCUUUCGUUGAUAUCGUUUUUGGAAAUGAAAGUGAAGCUCUAGCUUUUUCCAAGCAAUUCAGACUGGCUACCGAGUGCAUAUCAGAAAUAGCAUUGAAGAUGUCCAAAUUGCAUAAAUAUAACGAAAGUAGAAAAAAACUAGUGGUCAUUACCCAAGGAGAUCUUCCAGUUAUCGUGGCUGAUGGAUCACGUGUUAGAGAAUUCGAAGUUAUGAAAUUACCACAAGAUAAAGUUAUCGAUACUAAUGGUGCUGGAGAUGCCUUCGUUGGUGGUUUUCUAUCUCAGUUGAUUCUGCAACAACCAUACGAAACUUGUGUGAAAUGUGGAAUAUGGGCCGCGUCCGAAAUUAUACAACAAUCAGGCUGUGCUCUUCGUGCUGAUGCGGAAUUUUCUAUUUAAAAUGAUCGAAUUGAUGGCUUCGUAGUUCGUUGAUUCAUGUCGACUGAUCUAUUUAGAAUUUAUUGAUUCAUUUGAUGAUACUUAACUGUAUUAUUAUCAUUACCUACCUAUUGCGUUGAAAAUGUCGUGGAAUUAUCGCUGUGUAAAUUUUUAUAAUCGAUAUUUUGGAAUUUUUGUAUAAAUUAUUGGUAUUCAUCUGUAAAUUUUAAACGAUUUUGUUUUCAUUUUCUAUUAUUGUCGUUGUUUCUAUCUUGAAUUUGUUCGUUUGCAACUAUUUGGUUAUUAAGUAGAUGUGAUCGAAAUGUAAAAGAAUUCUUCUAAUUGUGUCA